AUGCAUUUCCUCAUUCUCGGUGGUACCGGUUUCAUCGGCAAGGUGGCAGUCCAGGAAGCUAUGGCUCAGGGGCACCGAGUAACCAUGUUCAACCGCGGAACCAAGUCCAUCCCCGAAGGCGCCAACGCCAUAACAGGCGACCGUCUCGACGCCCGCGGGCUCGCCGACGUCUUGGGCCUCGCAGCCUACAACGGCACCGCUUUUGACGCUGUUAUUGAUACUUGGCAGGAUGAGCCCUCAGCCGUCGGCAAGGCCGUUGACGCGCUUCGUGGCUAUAUAGGGCACUACACGUACAUCUCCACUAUCAGCGUUUACGACCUGCCCCUGGACCGCGACCCCUCUCAGCUCUACACGGAAGAGGCGCCGCUGUACGACGUCAAUAAGCCCAAUGCUAAGGACUCGGUCUACCAAUUCAACAAACGCGCUGGCGAGAUUGCCGCGGAGGAGGCAGCUGCUGGUGCUGUCCCCAUCCUGCUCGCACGCCCGGGAAUUAUACUGGGUCCCCAUGAAUGGAAGGCUAACGGCGCUCGACUCCCGUACUGGCUAAAUCGCAUGCAUCGCGGCGGUCCUACGUUGGCUCCAGGACGACCGGACGAUCUCAUGCUACAGUACAUUGACGUGCGGGAUCUGGUCAACUUCGUCAUCGGGGCCGCGGAGAAACGAUUGGCGGGUGCGUAUAAUCUCGUCAGCGAGCCGGGCCGCACGACCAUGAGACAACUCCUCGAGACGUGCAACGAAGUCACCGGUGGCCGGGCGGAACUGAAGUGGAAGGAACCGGGGGAGAUCAUGAAAGUAGUAACUGACCCGGGUAAGGAACUUCCACUGUGGCUCCCGCCCGAUGCGCCGGGGAGGGUGUAUGUGUAUGGGUGUGACGCUUCUAAGGCGAGGGACCAGGGGUUGAGGUGUAGAGGGUGUGAGGAGACGGUUAGGGAUACGUGGGAUUGGGUUGGGAGCCAGUUUUACGUCGUUUGACGGAUAGUUUGAUGGGCUCGUAUUGUGUCUUUGCGCGAUUGGUGCUUCUUGCGGUUAAGACAAGACUGGCAGAAAAAAUCAAGGUUGGUGUUGUGCGGCAAGAAAUGGCCUGGUACAUGGGCCAUCUACUGGUACUUUUGGUACUUGCUACAACGUAUGUUCAGGAGCACAGAACUGUCGACGACUAAUAAAGGUCAACCUUUCACCAUCAAAUGUUCCAACUUUGAGG
Messenger RNA from Pseudomassariella vexata, 1201 nucleotides. RefSeq names its product putative reductase. The transcript has 2 exons. The record is from RefSeq and is a predicted model, not a curated record. Bases 1 to 972 code for a protein of 323 amino acids. NCBI's taxonomy places the organism in Eukaryota, Fungi, Ascomycota, Sordariomycetes, Amphisphaeriales, Pseudomassariaceae.